CGCUACCGGAGCGCCGUGGGUUUGACGAACCGCGGCGCCGGCCGGGCCCGCUUUCUGAAGGGUUAACGCGUGGCCUGGGGCCGCUUUCCCUCCGCAGCGAGUCCUCAAGUUACGUAAAGCCGCCCAGCGGAGCUCCGGGGCGGGCCGCGACCGAAGUCACCGCUUGGGGAACGCGUGGGUGCUCCGAUCCGUUCCCGAGCGCUUACGUCUCGGAGAUACUGUUCUUGAAAAGAAGAGACAUCAUGGCCUAUACACUGAAUGAACCUUAAGCACUUGGACUGGAAACAGGCUGUUGUUUUUCUUUUUCCAUGAAGGAUGGCAACACCGUUUGUUCCUGUUCCUAUUCCUGUUGGAAGUUCAUCAUCCAGCUUUACAAACAGAAACCAAAGACGUUCUUCUUUUGGAAGCAUCUCAACAAGUUCCAGUUCCUCAAAAGGACAGCCAGAGGAUUCUACAGUUGGUAGUUUUAAAAAGAUGAGCAUGCCUGACCAGACUGGUUCUACGUCAUCUGCUUGUAGCAGUCCACUUGUUAGGACUAAGUUCACUGGUCUGGAUACAUCAAUAGAGUACUGUACUCAGCCCAUAGAAGAAAUAGAGCAGAAUACAGAUUCCAGGAGCUGGGAAGAUCGGCCUUCCACACCUACUAUACUGGGUUACGAGGUGAUGGAGGAAAGGGCGAAAUUCACUGUGUACAAAAUACUGGUAAAAAGAAGUCCAGAGGAAAGUUGGGUGGUUUUCAGACGGUACACUGACUUCUCCAGGCUCAAUGACAAGCUAAAAGAUAUGUUUCCAGGCUUUCGGUUGGCCCUUCCACCGAAGCGGUGGUUCAAGGAUAAUUAUAAUCCUGAUUUCUUGGAAGAUAGACAGCUGGGACUACAGGCAUUCCUCCAGAACCUCGUAGCUCACAAAGAUAUUGCAAACUGCAUUGCAGUGAGAGAAUUUCUUUGUCUGGAUGACCCUCCAGGUCCUUUUGACAGUCUAGAAGAGAGCAGGGCUUUCUGUGAAACUCUGGAGGAAACAAAUUACCGUCUCCAAAAAGAACUGCUUGAAAAACAAAGGGAGGUGGAAUCACUGAAGAAAUUACUAAGUGAAAAACAACUUCAUAUAGAUGCUAUUGAAAGAAGAAUUAGGGAUUUAUCUUCGGGAAAAAUGAUUCGUCAGAUGUCAGGAGAAGAAAGUGAGUGCAGUGGUGAGGUGGAGUCUUCUGCGGUAGAAGCAGACCAGGGUACCCUGGGUGAGAACAGCUGCUCAGAUAAAGAGAACCAUCACGCGGCGUGCUGGAGUGGCUCUUUGCCUGAAAAUUCUGUACCAGAAAUUGAAGUUGCUGAAGUAGCAUAUACUGCUGAUGAAGAAGAAUAGAUCAGUAGCAGCUGCUGUUAUCUAGGAAAAUUUCCUGUUUGGGACACGUUUUGUGGGUAGGGGCAUACAGAAGCUGUAAGGAAUUUACAGCCAAGAGCAAGAAUGCACAUAUCGAAUGUUUACAUAAAUCCUUACAAAUUGUUAACAUAAGAAAUAUACCCAGUGCUGCUUUCAUUUCAGUUUUUAUUUAGCCUUUAUAUAUUUAAUAUAUUUAAAGUCUAAUAAGGGCUAAGAUCAGCUAAAACUUAGUACACAUCGACAAUUUGACUGACUUUCCUAGCAGAGUGACAACAACUUCAAAUCACCAAACACAUUUAGCUUCUUAAACGUGACACAGUUUACUGUGUCACAUCAGAAUGGUGCCACUGACGUGACACAUUUGAUGUGUUCUUCAGUUUGGUAUUUGUGUCUUCAUAUCAUAUUCUUAUAGCCAUAAACUGAUGAACAAUGGAAUAAAAAUGGACUCAUCUUACGUUUAAUAAGAGUGUAGCAUAUGUUGUUUUUAAAUUCUGAAGUUGGAGAAUAUUUGUCUGGAAAUUUUAAUGCAACGCAAUAGGAAAAUGUACAGUACCAGGAGAAAAAAAUACAUAUGAAACAACAUUAUAAUGUAACAUUUUUUAGGUAUGUUAAAGAAAUGGUCAUUUUUGCUGAAGGAACUAAGAUGAGACCCCCGAAACACUGUGUAUUUUCAUUCCAAGAUGGCAUACUACAAUACUUUUAAUUGGAUGCUGCUUUUAAAACCUGGGAUACCUUUGCUACGUUACCCAUGUAACAAUAAAAUCAGCAAGUUUGCCUUUUACUUGGAACACUACCUCUUAUCAUCUUGCUAAUGCAUUCAUGUUUGCUUAAAAAUAUUUCAGAUUAUAUGGAGAUAACUGAAAGACUGUAAAGAAGCCAUAUUUUUUUCUGCACAAUUCAUAACUAGAUUGAAUCUAGUUGCAAUGUAUUUUUGUUUCAAUGUAUUGUACGUGUGGGAAUAUUGCUACAUAUGUUCUAUAGCCUAUUUUUCAAAACAUAUUGAGACAGGAGAUGCACUUUAUAACUAAGACUCCAUUGUGCCAAGUUCAGUUGGCUAAUUGGUUGAGAAAGGAGUCACAGGGAGAGGAUUAUGUAGUGCCUUUUUGUAUUUUACUUGUUCAUUACUGCAGAAUUUUGUUACAGUGCUCUGGGUCAGCUUUGUGGAAUAUUUGAUACAGCUUGUUUCUUUUCUUCACUUAUUUACUGAAAGUGCCUUGUUUUAUUCUGCUUUUCCAAUAGAAAGAAUGCUGUUUUGUUUUAAUUUCUUUUUUUCCCCUAUACCACCCACAUCGUUGUUUAAUGUUGUUAACAUGCAGUGUCUUUGUGCUGGAGUUUUCAAAGGGAGCUUUGUACUUCAGGCUGUGCAUACAAUGACCUUUAUGCAGAACUGUAUAAACCUUCCUGGUGGAAUAAAACUAUAGUCAAAACA
Messenger RNA from Meleagris gallopavo (turkey), 2806 nucleotides. NCBI's taxonomy places the organism in Eukaryota, Metazoa, Chordata, Aves, Galliformes, Phasianidae. The record is from RefSeq and is a predicted model, not a curated record.